Molecule: messenger RNA, 1087 nt
Organism: Mizuhopecten yessoensis (Yesso scallop)
Lineage: Eukaryota; Metazoa; Mollusca; Bivalvia; Pectinida; Pectinidae
Exons: 2
Coding region: 28-1062 (344 amino acids)
Source: RefSeq, a predicted model, not a curated record
UAGCAUGUAUAUCUAUAGACGUACAGCAUGUAUAUCUACAGAUAUACAGCAUGUAUAUCUACAGACUUACAGCAUGCAUAUCUACAGACAUACAGCAUGUAUAUCUACAGACUUACAGCAUGCAUAUCUACAGACAUACAGCAUGUAUAUCUACACACAUACAGCAUGUAUAUCUACAGACUUACAGCAUGCAUAUCUACAGACAUACAGCAUGUAUAUCUAGACAUACAGCAUGUAUAUCUACAGGCUUACAGCCUGUAUAUCUACAGACAUACAGCAUGUAUAUCUAGACAUAUAGCAUGUAUAUCUAUAGACGUACAGCAUGUAUAUCUACAGAUAUACAGCAUGUAUAUCUACAGGCUUACAGCCUGUAUAUCUACAGACAUACAGCAUGUAUAUCUACACACAUACAGCAUGUAUAUCUACAGACUUACAGCAUGUAUAUCUACAGACGUACAGCAUGUAUAUCCACAGGCUUACAGCAUUUAUAUCUACAGAUAUACAGCAUGUAUAUCUACAGACAUACAGCACGUAUAUCUACAGACGUACAGCAUGUAUAUCUACAUACUUACAGCAUGUAUAUCUACAGGCUUACAGCCUGUAUAUCUACAGACAUACAGCAUGUAUAUCUACACACAUACAGCAUGUAUAUCUACAGACUUACAGCAUGUAUAUCUACAGACGUACAGCAUGUAUAUCUACAGACGUACAGCAUGUAUAUCUACAUACUUACAGCAUGUAUAUCUACAGGCUUACAGCAUUUAUAUCUACAGAUAUACAGCAUGUAUAUCUACAGACUUACAUCAUGUUUAUAACAUAUACAGCAUGUAUAUCUACAGACUUACAGCAUGUAUAUCUACAGACAUACAGCACGUAUAUCUACAGACGUACAGCAUGUAUAUCUACAUACUUACAGCAUGUAUAUCUACAGGCUUACAGCCUGUAUAUCUACAGACAUACAGCAUGUAUAUCUACAGAUAUACAGCAUGUAUAUCUACAGACUUACAUCAUGUUUAUAACAUAUACAGCAUGUAUAUCUACAGACUUACAGCAUGUUUUUAACAUAUACAGCAUGUAUAUCUACAGA